AUGUCUGGUUCUGGUGCUUCAGGUAACAAAUUCCGUAUGUCUCUCGGUCUCCCAGUCGGUGCCGUUAUCAACUGUGCUGACAACACUGGUGCUCGUAACUUAUACAUCAUUGCCGUCAAGGGCUUCGGUGCUAGAUUGAACAGAUUGCCAGCUGCCUCUGCUGGUGACAUGGUCAUGGCCACUGUCAAGAAGGGUAAGCCAGAGUUGAGAAAGAAGGUUAUGCCAGCUAUCGUCAUCAGACAAUCCAAGGCUUGGAGAAGAAAGGACGGUGUCUACUUGUACUUCGAAGACAACGCCGGUGUCAUUGUCAACCCAAAGGGUGAAAUGAAGGGUUCUGCCAUCACUGGUCCAGUCGCUAAGGAAUGUGCUGACUUGUGGCCACGUAUUGCCUCUAACUCUGGUGUCGUUGUUUAA
This is a messenger RNA of Babjeviella inositovora NRRL Y-12698, 414 nucleotides long. It is a transcript of the gene RPL23A, whose product is annotated as 60S ribosomal protein uL14. Gene Ontology annotation, molecular function: structural constituent of ribosome; large ribosomal subunit rRNA binding. Gene Ontology annotation, cellular component: cytosolic large ribosomal subunit; ribosome. The transcript has 2 exons. Gene Ontology annotation, biological process: translation. Bases 1 to 414 code for a protein of 137 amino acids. The record is from RefSeq and is a predicted model, not a curated record. Lineage: Eukaryota; Fungi; Ascomycota; Pichiomycetes; Serinales.